Molecule: messenger RNA, 2036 nt
Organism: Colletotrichum godetiae
Lineage: Eukaryota; Fungi; Ascomycota; Sordariomycetes; Glomerellales; Glomerellaceae
Product: glycoside hydrolase family 88 protein
Exons: 5
Coding region: 501-2021 (506 amino acids)
Biological process (GO): polysaccharide catabolic process
Molecular function (GO): chondroitin hydrolase activity
Source: RefSeq, a predicted model, not a curated record
UCUUCGCUCAUCUUUGCAUCACAAGUGGCUUGGCGCCUCCGACCUCCCCCAGACCGGAGUGCGGAGCAAGUUCCGGACAACCCUCCGGCAACACCAACGCAACGCACAACAUCCCACCGAGCAAGACAGAUUGCUGUAAAUCAACAGGUUAUGCGGUCCGAAAGCUCUACCGCCGGGAGCCGACGAGUGGCCUGUCAAAUUACAGACCGUGUUUCCAUCGGGAAGGUUUGUCCGCGGGGAUAUUUUUCAUGACUAAGGCGUUUUGUCUAUGGGCAUCAACCCCCGAGAAGCCGGAGGCCUGGGAGGCGAAUAGGAUGAAUAGGAAAGAGAUUACUUGAACUCGGUGCCCCAAUUGAUGAGGUUCCAGUUAGUCUGGUUCAUCCGUUGCUCAUAUUCUUUGAAAAAGCGGACACUUCAACUUGUCAUCGAUUGCUCAGAGCCUGACCACUUUGUGAAGAAGCACGGUAGAGGGAAACCACGAUCAAGUUAGAGCCAGCAACAUGACGUCUGAAGCCAUUAUAGUCGAGGACAUUCCGGUCAGCAGCUGUAUAAACAAGAGAUUGGUUGAUGAUGGCAACGAUUCCAAGAUGGGCGGAAACGCUUGCAAGCGCAGCAAACACGGCCAGGAAAAGAUGGAAACGGUAGCCGGGCUUACGACUCCUCCAUUCUCUUCAGCAGAGAUCAUCAAGCAGGGAGAAAGGUCUCUGGCAGCCUCGCUAUUCUCCCCGAAGGUCACGACCAAGAUCUGGGGCGUGGCACAGCAAAGCUUCUCUUUGUCUUCGCCACCGACCUUAUUCCCGGAGUAUACCAAACCAGGCGGCACCCAGUACGUCUAUCGCGAACUCGACUUUUGGACCUCGGGUUUCUUCCCUGGUUGUCUCUACCUCCUCGUCGAGCGAAGACGUAAGCACCCACACCUCCUAAAACGGCUGGGGUGGUCAGCAGAGGAGGAGCCUCACUUACUACAUCUCGAGUUUGCUUGUAAGUGGUGGACAGAAACCCUCCACCCCAACGCAGAGCUCAAGACGACGCAUGAUCUGGGCUUCAUGAUCUUUCCUUGGGCACGAACCGCAUGGGAACUCUCAAAUGACCGCAGAUCCUUCGAGACGGCCAUAACGGCGGCGAGGUCACUGUAUAGCCGGUACGACGCCGUCGUGGGAUCCAUUCGGUCGUGGGACGUCUGCGUAACGAAGCGAUACAAGUUUCUGGAACCGAGUAAAGACUUUCUCGUGAUCAUUGACAACAUGAUGAACCUCGACGUGAUCUUCUGGGCAGCUUCCCAGCUGGGAGACGAAGACAUGUGGAACGCGGCUGUCAAGCACGCCGAAACGACACGAGAGCACCACAUUCGUCCCGACUCUUCCACCUUUCACGUCGUCAACUUUGACCAGGCGACUGGUGUGCCAAAGGAAAAGAUUACUAAUCAGGGAUACUCCGAUACGUCCUCAUGGUCGAGGGGGCAGGCGUGGGCCAUCGCCGGAUUCGCGCAGACGUACGGCUGGACACGGGACCAAUCUUUCCUCGAUACAGCCAUCUCGUGUGCGGACUACUUUCUCGAACAGCUCCCUUCGAGCGGGAUUCCGCCGUGGGACUUCGCUGCGCCGAAAGACGUUGCACAGCCUCCGGAUGUUAGCGCAGCCAUGAUUGCGGCGUAUGGCAUGCUGCUCCUGCACGAGGCUCUGACGGCGCUUGGAAGGUCGUCGACGUACCUGAGAAGUUCCAUCGCCCUAAUUCGCGCUACCUGUAACAACCAUCUCAACGGUGGCGGGAGCUAUCUGAAGUCCCAAAGGUCGAUCGAUACUGUGGAGCACGGCACAGUGGUUGAAGAAGUAGGUUGGGAGGUGGACAUGGAGGCCGAGCCGGAGACCAUAUUGAACGGGGCAACGAUCAAUAACUACGAGUUCGCGCCGCGAAGGUGGGCGAAUCACGGACUGGUGUACGCUGACUACUUCUUCCUGCUAGUAGGGAACAAGCUUCUGGAUAUGGGCGUCGGAGAGUUGUUUGACGACAAUCAGUCUUGAGCACUUGAACACGGA